Magnusiomyces paraingens is the source of this 1620-nucleotide messenger RNA. RefSeq lists its product as uncharacterized. The record is from RefSeq and is a predicted model, not a curated record. The transcript has a single exon. Gene Ontology annotation, molecular function: L-amino acid transmembrane transporter activity. Bases 1 to 1620 code for a protein of 539 amino acids. Gene Ontology annotation, cellular component: membrane. Gene Ontology annotation, biological process: amino acid transmembrane transport. Lineage: Eukaryota; Fungi; Ascomycota; Dipodascomycetes; Dipodascales; Dipodascaceae.
AUGGGAUUUCCAGAGUUUUUAAAACAUAAAAAAUCAGAAGAAGUCACCACGACUGAUGUCGAAUCUGCUUCUAUUGCUAGUAAAGGUCAUGAAAUUGGUAUCUUUUCUGCAAUCUUCCUCAUCUUCAACCGUAUGGUUGGUACUGGUAUCUUUGCCACUCCAUCUACAAUUUACUCUCUAUCAGGAUCUGUUGGUGGAGCACUCAUGAUGUGGUUUGCUGGCUCAAUCAUUGCCGCUUCAGGCAUGUUGGUUUAUCUCGAAUGGGGUACUGCUAUUCCUAGAAAUGGUGGUGAAAAAAAUUAUCUUGAUUACUUUUACAGAAAGCCUCGCAUGCUUGCUCUUUCCAUGUUUGGUUUCUAUGCCCUUUUGCUAGGUUGGGCCGCAUCGAACUCUGUUGUGUUUGGCGAGUAUAUCUUGACUGCUGCUGGUCAGGAAGUUACUCGUUGGAACCAGCGUGGUAUUGGUCUUGCCUGCAUUUCAUUCUGCCUUAUUGUUCAUUCGCUCAAUGUUCGUCUUGGUCUUUGGAUUCAAAACUCUCUGGGUAUCUUUAAGCUGGCUGUGGUUAUUGUCAUUAUGAUUUCUGGAUGGGUGGGUCUUGCAGGUAAGCUCAAGUCUCCCAAAACUGACAACUUUGACAAUGCAUUCUCAGGUCACACUCCUACCGGCUAUGGUGUCGUCAUGGCCCUUUAUAAUGUUAUUUGGUCAUAUAUUGGUUACUCUAAUGCCAAUUAUGCUUUGGGUGAAGCCAAGAACCCUGUCAGAACUUUGAAAAUUGCAGCUCCACUUGCUCUUAUUGGUGUUUCUAUCUUGUACAUGUUUAUCAACAUUGCUUACUUUGCUAUUGUCCCCAAGGAAGAGAUUCUUACCAGUGGCAGAAUUCUUGCUGCCAAUUACUUUCGCUUGGCCUUUGGUGAGAAGGCCCAAAAGGCGCUUUCUGUGUUUGUGGCAUUAUCUGCUUUAGGUAACGUCAUGUCAGUCAUUUUCUCUCAAGGUCGUAUUGUUCAAGAACUCGGUAAAGAAGGCGUUCUUCCAUUUUCGCGCUUUUUUGGCAGCAGUAAACCAUUUGGUACACCCAUGGCUGGUUUGUUUACACACUGGGUAGUCUCCAUUAUCAUCAUGCUUGCACCUCCCCCAGGCGAUGCUUAUAACUUCAUUUUGAAUUUGAUUUCAUACCCACUUUCAGUUAUUAACUCGUUUGUUGCUCUGGGCCUCAUCAUCUUGACAAUUCGCAGAGAACACUAUGGCUGGUAUCCCCCCUUCCGUGCCACACUUCCUGUUUCUAUCUUUUUCUUUUUGUCUUCUUUAUACCUGGUUGCUGCACCUUAUAUCCCUCCCAGUGCUGGUCAAAGUGUUUAUAAUAGUCUGCCAUACUGGCUUCACUGUGUGGUUGGCACUUGUUUCUUUGUGGCUGGUGCCAUUUACUGGGUUAUUAGAUUCCGCAUUCUCCCCAAAUAUUGGCCCGAGAGAUUCUCUCAGGUGCCUGAUAAUUACAAUGGUUAUGACACCGAUGUUUCUCAACUCACACCUGCCACAUUAUCUAGCAGUGCUGAAGAAUCUAAAGGUCCUGUUGGGGAAGUUGACGUUGAUGUGUCAAAUAGCAAAAGUUGGAAAUUUUGGUGA